GGUCAAAAUGGUACAAUGCGACUUCCAGUGAACGAUCCUAUGUCUAACGUAUGUCGAAUAAUAAAUGGUGAUGGACAGCAUUUCAACAUUACAUUUCAACAGGGUCGUCAGUUCCCGGAUGCCAAUUUACCCGGCGUCCCUGCGGACCAGACAAAAGCCAUUUUUGAAGCUGCGAUACGCGCCUUGGCGCAACUUCAGUCUCUAGAUACGGAUCAGCUUACCUUAGAAGGAAUCGAUGACAAAGAAGACGUCUUAAAACAGAGGAUGGAUAUGCUGUUUGAAGCUUACAAAAAGACAGAAAGGAAGUCCAAUCCUAAAGCUCAUCGAUUAAUGGAGUGGCUGAGAGACAAAAAACCCAACGAUGGCAAGAAACCUGUCAUCCAUCACGAAGAUUUCAGAAUUUCAAAUAUACUUUGGCACCCAAAUGAGCCUCAGGCGCUGGCCGUGAUAGACUGGGAAGGGGCAUGCUGGGGGCAUCCAUUUGAGGACCUGGCAUAUUUCUGUUUUCCGUUCCAUUUUCCCGCUGCGUUGGAAUUUAUGCCUGCUGGAAAGAUUGGUUAUUACUCAGAGGGGAUACCUAGUGAAGAGGCAUUGCUGUCUUUGUACUGUGAUCUCACUGGAAACGGUCUUCCUCUAUCAAACUGGAAAUUCUUCUUGGGACUUGUUUUUUUUCGGGUCAUCGUAAAUAUUCAGACGGUUGUUUCUCAAGUGAGCGAUGGUGGCGGCGAGUUUCCACUCACUAUCAAGAGCAUGUCUGAUUUGUUAGAGCCUCUUGUAGAACAUGCGUGCACAAUUGUUGGGCUCCAGUGAUAAGAUAAAAACUCUUCUCUUUCAAGAAAACGCGUUUGCAUGUUAUUAAAAGUAGCGGAAACCUU
Messenger RNA from Pocillopora damicornis (cauliflower coral), 875 nucleotides. Its product is annotated as acyl-CoA dehydrogenase family member 11. NCBI's taxonomy places the organism in Eukaryota, Metazoa, Cnidaria, Anthozoa, Scleractinia, Pocilloporidae. The record is from RefSeq and is a predicted model, not a curated record.